CACCAAUUCCUUCUGCAAAAGCAGCCUCUGCAGUUUUGUCUGUCUGAAUGCUAGCUGAGCGAAAAAAGGACGGAGGGGAAGGAAAACUAAAGAAAUGUGAAAAUCCAGCCGAUAGUUUCGAGGAGAGCGGAAGUGGGAUGUAUCGGGAGCUAUUUGGGGACGCAGCUGCGCAGCAAUAUCCAUGAUCAAAAUGCACUACAGCUCCUGUUUUCUCAAGAGGAGCCCACCAGCCUCGCUAGACCUGCCGGUCCCUCCUCCCCUCUAGACCUGCUGGCAGGUGAAUUCUCCAGGCGUGCCCCUCAUCAACAUCAUUCUCUACAAGUGGACCCUUUAUCCUCAUGCCAAAUUGUCCAAGUGCCCCUCGACCUCGCUACACCUGCUGCAAAGCAGAAGACACCCGAGUACCAGUGGGAGGAGUUCACUGUGACCGAGGAUGCGGCAUGGCUUCUUUGACGGACACACUGACCACCAUCAUCCUCACCUGCCGGACCCUUCAGUCUCACCUGUCUGUGUGACAGGCCGUUUUGAUGGACAAAUUGACCCUUCAGAUUCACCUGUUUAACAUGUGUGAUGGACGGACCGACCACUCUCUCCUGUUUAAACGUGUUUCAUGGACACACUGACCCCAUCAGCAUCACCUGUGUGACCCUGGAUCAACAUUUCCUGGUGAACCGUCAGCCUCUCCUGUGCUACAUGUUUGAUGGACAGACUGGCAUUGACCUGCUGCUCUGAACCACCACUCAAUACCCGUCCCAUCCACUAGGGGGAGCUCCUCCGUUCAUCCUCCUCUUCCUCCUCCAGGUCCACACAGCCUCCUCUUCCUCCAGGUCCUCUGGGCGUGUGUGCAAGAGAGGGCGGAAGAGUGUGAGCAUGAGUGUGACUGGGAGACCACUCCACAUUGCUCCUCCGCCGCCUCCAAAUUGCGAGGGACACACUCAACACUGCCACCUGCCGGCAGUUGAGUGACACGGCAGCCUCCUGCCAUUAGCGUAUCAGCAGCAGCCUCUGGGGACGGGGCGGGACAACACCGGCCACUAUGGCCAAUCGAGACGGGCUGCCAGUCAGCAUAACCAAUCAGAAGGGUCCAGCAGAUGACAGCCCCACCCAGCUGUACCAAGACAUCAAACAGGAGGUGGAGAUCGGGAAGCUGCUCCUGCGGGAGGGGGAGGGGGGCAGUCUGUUUUCGGGGAGGACUGAGGGAGGAGGAGGAACAGGAACAGGGGGGGCAAGAGUUCAACUACAGCUCCAUCACAGCAGCCCACUGGCCCCUACAUUCUCUGUGGGGCAUCCGCAGGAGGUGGGGCCCAGCACGGGGGCCAAACUCUCCAUGGGGCCCCCACUGUUGCCAAGCAGCGCAGGAACCAAACACUUCCUGAAGAGGGACGAGAUGGGGAGGAGCCUGUGUGGACUAGGGGCGAGGUUAGAACCAGAGGAGGAGGAGGAGGAGGAGGAGGAGGAGGAGGGACGUCACAACAGAGAUCACUCCUCUUUUAAUCGAGACCAGAUCAUCGUGGAGGUCAAUCUCAACAACCAGACGCUCAACGUCUCCAAGGGGUCAGAGGUCAAGGUGUCAGAGGUCAAGAUGUUAACAUCCUCUCCCUCCUCAUCUUCCUCCUCCUCUUCCUCUGCCGCCCUGGCUGCCAUGUUGGCCCAUCGCCAUGACAACCGGCCAGUCGUGGAGGAGGAGGAGGAGGAAGGUGAUGACGAUCGUGAUGGUACAGGUGCUGUUGAGGCUAGUGGGCGCAAUACCACCGAAGCUUUGUUGGUGAAUAGCAGUGAGGAUGAUGAUGAUGAGGAGGAGGAGGAGGAUAAUGACGAAGAUGACGACUACGAGGGCUCUGAGGAGAACGAGCAGCGGAGAGUGGCUGUCGUCGAGGAGACGGGCAUCGCCGGGCGGUUACGGAGGGGGCCCAGGACGGCGGGCAUCGCCGCGGUGACGGUGCCCAUGAGGCAGAGGCUGAGCGAAGCCAUCAUGGCCGACCGGCGGAAGGGGCGACGAGGCGCCAAGGAGAAGGAGGGAGGAGGGCAGAAGGUGCGUCUUGAAGAGAAGCAGCAUUACCCGUGUAAGAAGUGUCCUCGUGUGUUCAACAACCGCUGGUACCUGGAGAAACACAUGAACGUCACUCACAACCGCAUGCAGAUAUGCAACAAGUGUGGAAAACGCUUCCUACUGGAGAGUGAACUGCUGCUCCACCACCAGACCAACUGUGAGAAGAGCAUACAGUGUGUGACGUGUGGGAAGGCGUUUAAGAAGUUGUGGUCUCUGCACGAACACAAUAAGAUUGUCCACGGCUACGCAGAGAAGAAAUUCUCCUGCGAGAUCUGCGAGAAGAAGUUCUACACCAUGGCCCACGUACGCAAACACAUGGUUGCCCAUACUAAGGACAUGCCCUUUACGUGUGAGACGUGUGGGAAGUCUUUUAAGCGGAGCAUGUCCCUCAAGGUCCACUCACUACAGCACUCUGGAGAGAAGCCUUUUAAAUGUGAGAAUUGCAGUGAGCGUUUCCAGUACAAAUACCAGCUGCGUUCUCAUAUGAGCAUCCACAUCGGACACAAGCAGUUCAUGUGCCAGUGGUGCGGCAAGGACUUCAACAUGAAGCAGUACUUUGACGAACACAUGAAGACACACACCGGAGAGAAGCCGUAUAUCUGUGAGAUCUGUGGUAAGAGCUUCACCAGUCGGCCGAACAUGAAGCGCCACCGCCGCACCCACACGGGCGAGAAGCCCUACCCCUGUGGCGUGUGUGGCCAGCGCUUCCGCUUCUCCAACAUGCUCAAAGCCCACAAGGAGAAGUGCUUCCGGGUCACCGGGCCCCUCCUUCCCCAGAGCCCCUCUGCCCCCCUCACCAGUGACCCCCUGCUCCCCCAGAGCACCCCUGCUGCACUCGGAGCUCUGGACUCUACACUCCCCUCUGCUGGUAACCAGGUGGAAUUGCAGCUGGCUCUGCCCACCAACAUAAACGCCACCACCGCUCCUCACUCUGCGAGCCCGACAGGGGGGGCAACAACAACAACCAGCCCUCUCCAAGGUAACCCUCUCCAUGGCAACCCCCUCCUGGGGGGGCUGCCGUCGUCUGUAAGCCUGGCCACUUCUCAACCUCCCCUCUUCUCUUCAGGAAGGCUAAACUCCAGUAGUAACUAGCCACCUAGCCAUAGCGGGCUAAACAUCUAGCUAGCUAGGCAGCUGUAGCUGGGUAAAAGACUAGCUAGCUAGCGGUAGCGGGCAAAACGUUUGCGCCUAACCAGGCUAGCCGGGUGUAGCAAGCUAAGAAACUGUCUGACAGCCAUAGCAGACAAACAGUCUCACUCACACUACAGCUAGCUAGCAAUCCUCAACAGGUUAGGAGGCUAGCAUUCAUACUACAGGUAAUGUGCAGAAACACUUUGUUUCUUCUCCCGGUUUACCUUAUUUCCCUUUAACAUUACUUACCAUAUACAACCUUCAGGUUAGGUGGUAUUUGCCAAAAAGUUUGGUAACUGCUCAACACAACAGUAUAUUUUUCAAAUGAAUUCAAAAACUGCUCAAGGAAACUCUCCGGAACACUGCAACACACUGUAUCGUACAGGUGUACUCAGUCAUAUACUCAGCAUAUUCCUACAAAGGUUAUUUUUUACUAUAUACUAACAACCUAAGCUACUCGCGAGCCUGUAAAGGUCCUCAUCAGUCAUGUCUGACUCUUGUCUUUGUACCCAUGCCUUGCCAUUUGCACAGCUAGUCCUCUAGUACCAACGAGCUUAGCUUGUGGGCUUGUGUAGCUUUAGUUGUUUGCUUCCCAUAAGAAAUUGAGGAUUUGAAGAGACGUAGAGUUAGUGACUAGCUAGGUGACUAUUUGCACACAGGCUCCAAGAGAAAUCCAGUUGAGAAUAGCUGACAUUUUGGGGAAACACAGUUCGAAACUCAUGAGGAAGGUUUUAAGAGAAACACAGUUCGAGACUUUGCGGUCAGGCCCCUUACUGGUCCAUUAGUGGAAUGAAUGCUGGUCUCUCUCACAAUACUGAGUGUGUGGGGUUUUUUUUACAUCGCCUUUCUGAGACCGAGUGUCAGCAACAGAGCUGAAGUCGUGCCACCAUGGGUGUCACUCAGUACCUGUCAUCAUCAUCAGCGUUGUCAUCGAUGUUCAUCGUUUUCAGUCUGAGGAGAUCCCAGGAGCUUCUACAUUGAAGGACUGAACCCUUAGUGUCACACAUGAACAGAGAGAAACUGAACCCAUGGGGAUGUGGGGCUGCCUAGCCAUGCUUGACCCGAAUGGAAUAAAGUUGAGAAGCACACCACGGCAGUGAAUUUCGGUCGCACACUGUGGUCGUGAAGUUCGUUCUAUGCUGAUGUGGGUCUAGCAUGGCUUGAGAUGAUUUUAGGGGAUUCAAAUGUGUUUAUUAAGUGAGAAUCAUCUCGGUAAUGUCCUUUGAGAUGUUUAAUGAGACAGCGAGUGUGGGAACUAAGACGCCCUACAGCAUUUCAGAAUCAUGUAGCAGUGUCUGUCCUACCUGUCCCAUAGUGGUAACCAAAUUGUGGCUCGUCAGAACCUGUACUCUCUAUAUCGCAUUGCAAUAACCAAAUCCUGUGAGUUCACUACUACUACUACUAUUACUACUACUACAACAUAUAUGAUAUGCCAUUUAUAAUCUUACACACAGCACCUUAUUUUUAACCCUAGUGAUAUUUAUACUGGUCUUUAUUUGUGAUCUUUGAGAUUUAAAUGAUUUUUUGAAGUUUUGUUUUUGUAAUGUUUGGUACGUAUUGCCACAAGCUAAAGGCGAUGGAAAGAAUACCUGUGCGGUGCUUAGAUUUGAGAGAAGAGAGUAUAUGUGUCAGAAUGAGAGAGAGAGAGAGAGAGAGAGAGAGAGAGAGAGAGAGAGAGAGAGAGAGAGAGAGAGAGAGAGAGAGAGAGAGAGAGAGAGAGAGAGAAUGCAUGAGUGUGUGGAAUGUGUAAAAGGUCUGAUGUAGGGCAUAAGAUCUGCCUAAUCUGGUCAUAUGACCCUAAAUUAGCCAAUCGCAGCCUACUGUUCUCCAGAGAGGCUGGCACGGAAAUAUCCUGUUUGGCCUGAGUAUUGCCCCUAUUGAAUUCUGCUUAUGUUAAGCAAACUGUUGUUUCUGCUCCGUUUUAAAUGUUGUAGAAAAUGGCACUUUGUCGAUGGCUUUAGCGUCUAAGGAGCUGAGCAAGGGAUCAGAAUCAGGUGGAAUUAAUCAUUAACUAGUUAUUAGCUAGUUGUAAAUUGGCGCUGGCCUCCUAUCCUGAGCCAGCGCUAUAGCCAUGAAGGAUGCUAGUAUUGGCGUGGAGACUCAGAACUGGUUGCACCUGCACAAGUCUGGAUGAAGUACUCAAGCAGUACUCAAGGAUUAGAGUAUAGCGGUUGAGAGCAUUUGAGGUUGACAAUAUAGAGACUGUUGUUGUUCAAGGCUCUUAGUAUUCAAGGUCAAAUGUAGAGGACGAGAGCAUUUAAGGUCAAAGCUAGAGGCUCAAAAGCAUUAAAGAUCAAAUGGAGAGGCUCAAGACCAUUCAAGGUCAAAUGUAGAGUGUCAAGAGCAUUCAUGGUCAAAUGUAGAGGCUCAACUCUGCUGAACGUUGUAGUGUAUGUGUAGUCACAUUUUCAAUCAGGCCCGACCUGUCAAAAGGCUCUUGUUAUAUUUCAUGUUUGGCUCCGUCAAUGUUUUCUGAAUGCAGCCAGGAAAAGGUUAGGAAAAUAGAAGCUAUCAGGCACCUUUUUGCAUACAGUAAUUGCUAUUCCGAAAAGCUUGUCAUAUUUCAGUCCUUCUUAAGAUUUUUUAAUGCUUGGCUUUUGUGAGAGAAUGUGCAAUUCAAGCACAUCGUGCACUUGAUUCUGUCCCUAUGCACUGCAUAGAUGUUGCCAUACAGUACAUACAGUUGAACCCAAAACUGAUAGUGAGGAAAUAAUUGGUGCAGAUGUCUGUAAAAUGUUUUUCAAAUGGUUCAACUUCAAAUAACAAUAUAGCUGAUGUCAUACAGUAGUACAUACAGUUAAACCCAAAAUUGAUAGUAAGGAGAAGACCUAGCAAACAACUGUACAGAGGUCAAAUAACAGCCCAGAACAAAAGCAAUGCUGUUACUACUUUCUCCCAAACCUCCCAGAAAAGCUCUAUGAAAGUGAUUGCGUGAAAUUGAGGGAGAGAUAGCCUCCCCUUCAGGAGGGAGCUGGGAUGCUUUAGAGGCUACAGUCCUCCUGUAGCAUUUUUUAGACCAAUUUGUUUCUAAUUUGCACAGAUCUGCAGCCAGACAGGAUUAUUUAAGUAAAUACCUGUUUCCUGGUUCAGCACUUUAGAAGUAUGAAUCUCUACCCUCUCCCACCCCCAGUCCAAACGUAUUGCCCUAUGUUUACAACAGGAGGCAUAGAGGAAUUUUCCGCACUGGCUGGUGGAGAAAGAACAUGUUGAAAGUUGUGGAUAAGCUUAUGAAACCCAAGCGGUUUCCUCUGUUUUAUGGGAAGUUAAGGCACCUUAUCAUGAUGAAGAUGUACAGUACAAGCUUGUAUGUCCGUGCUCUUUUGAAGACGGACAAAAAAAGAGUGUUUCCUUGUUGGGAUUUGUCAUUAAAACUUUAUUUUAUUUUUUCUAUGGUAUGGUAUGGUACAGUACGAUGGUUCUAUGAUUUCUGUGAUUGGUAAGAAGGUUCAUGUUUGUCUCUGUUGCCAAUAUACGGUAAUCAUAUUGUAGACACUUGUGUAGUUAGAUGCUGACUUGCAAGGAGAAAGAAGAAAUGUCCGCACACCGCAGAAGCUCCCUUGCUGUGAUUUAUUUAGUAAACAAGGUGACAAGGUCAAAAUGUUCCGUGCUGAUUUUUCACCCAAUAAAUCACAGCAGGGAGCUUCUUCCACGGUGUGUGGAUAUUUUGUUAUUUCUCCUUGUGCGUUGUUUUAUGUCCUGCAGCCGCAACAUUUUUUUUUUUGUGAUGUGGGUGCACCUCGCACUUUUUGAUGGUUUGACUUAGCCCUUGUGUGAAAGUCUCAACAGCCUCCUCUGCCUAUUCACAAUCACCCCUGUCUUCUCUACCGUUGAUGGUACAGUAUCAUUAACCCCUUAGUGCAAAGUCUCUGUUAUAAGCUUAUUGUCACCCACAAUGGUAAUGACCAAGUCUUAAUUGGUUACCUAAGAAUCCUUGCAUUGUCAUAGCCAUGUUUUUAUUAUGUAAAAAGUAGUUGAGUGUUUUCAGCAAAGAGUGAAUAGGCUAUCGAUGGACCCAUCUGCAGUAAGACGCAGUGUAUUACCUCGAGUUGCCUUAAAGGUGUUCUGGACGAGGCCUUGCCCUCAGUGAAUGUGUCAGUUGAAGAAGAGUUAAUUGGAGAGAUGGCAGUGUGUUUCUUUCUAAGCUAAUUAGCACUUUGGUGAGACGAUCACAAUAAUGAUCAUAAAGGAGAAACGAGGUAGAUGUUUUUGAUGUGUUGGAGACAAGAGUUGCAAUAAAUGCAUGGUGGCAGGAGUUGGGCCUAUGAGGCUUACUGGUAGUCAGCGGAGCCUUUCCACAAUUUGUGUAAAACGUGUCUUUUGUUUUUGUCUAUCUGUGUAUUUCUUAUAGCACCUUAUUUUAUACUGCUUGUUAUGUCAGUGGUAUCCCCAUAUUUGUUAAGAGAGACAAUGGAUGUUUGAAGUUCCCAAGAGAAUUGCAAUAGACUAGUCAGAGGAGAUGUGGUGGGAGCUGUAGUACGGUAUAUACCUGUAAUGGCACAAACACACAAAAAGCAAAUAGAGCGACUAUGGCGACAGAAGUAGUUGACUUUGUAUGGAGGAGCUGGCAACAGAAGAGACUAAAGUGAUUUGGGCGACGAGGUGAUUUGAGCAACAGUAUGUUGGUGAACUGAACCUCAGCGAAUCUUAAUGCUAACUAACUAUAACUAUAUCCAAUGGUGAGCCAUGAAGCCGCUCAGGGCAGCUGCCGUAGCCAAUUGGAAUGACGUAAUGCUUGCAUUCUGCUUCGGCAAUACUCUCGGUCAUAGUCUUUGUAGCCUUUGUCUUUUCUGGUGUGUUUGCACAGUAGUAGUGGGAGGUAUAGUAUGGUAUAUACCUGUAAUACAGUUUACAGUCCCUACUUGUAGUAGUUUUCCUUUCAUCAGAAUUGAGGCCAUGGGUUCGGUCCGACUAACUCGGCAAAGAGCUGCUUGGUCUGACUCGACAGAAAGCUUUUCAUUUUUCCGAAGCACUUUAUACUGUAGAUGUUUGGAGUUCUGCAUCACACACACACACACACACACACACACACACACACACACACACACACACACACACACACACACACACACACACACACACACACACACACACACACACACACACACACACACACACACACACACACAAUUCCUCAGUAAUGACCUCUUGAGUAAUGAGUUCCUGACCUCUGACUGAGCACCAUCAGUUCAGUAUUUCAUUUUCAUCACGACUCAGAGCACAUGACCAAAACCCUACUUCAAGCUAGAAUAGUAUACAAGGUUACACUUUAUUUUACAGACCCAGUUACACAAAUUUGAUACAGUGGAAGAAACUAUGUAUCAUCAUGUAACAUUAUGUACUUGCCCUGUGGUUAGGAUGGGCUUAGAUAUACUAUACAGUGUAAGUACCGUACUGUACAUCAUAUUACAUGUUGACAUGUAGAUAUGCUACAAAAGGUAAUGUAAAGUAAAGUUUUGCCUAUUAUGCUUCACAUUAUGGUUCUAAAAGACUAUGCUGAUGUUGUAGCUACAACACUGAAGGUCUGUGAUUGUUUGUACGGUAGGCAUCAACACUAUAGUUUUUUGUUCUGUCUAAUAUUGAUUUAAUUGUGCUGGAUGGUGUUAAGAAGAGGGAAGAGGUGAUAUUUUAUAUUAGCGCACUGUUAUGUUGUUUUCUCACCAAGUGAGUGUUGACGUACCGAUGAAGAUGAAAUGAUUAGCUCCCCCUUCUGAAGUUAGAUGUCUCUCUUAAUUUCUCAGUCUGAAUGACUGUUGUUAACAAGCUUAUCCUGGAAACACAUGCACUACGGAGAUAAUGUCUAAGAAAUUGAAUUUGGAUUCUUUGUUACACAGAGUUUAAACAAAAAAGGGCAAAAAUGUCAAGGACAAAAUUAUUAGUCCCCUGUUAACCAAUAGUCAUUACUAUACCAAAAGCAAAAAUGACAACAAGCUCUUUGAUUAGUGUAUAAAUAGGUUGGCACAUGCCCCCCUAGUGUAUUUGUUUACAGAAUAACAGAAGCUUGAUAAUAAUGGUCACUGAGAAAUCAAGGGAGAUGUCUAAUUUCAGGAGCGUCUUCAUCUGUAUAUAGUCCAAGUUCUGCUGCUAGUGGGGUAGGCUAUGGCUAAGUGGCCUUUGGAUCCAGAGGAACAUCCUCUUAAAGAUGAAAUCAUGAGGUACAUUCUAUUUUCCAAAGUCCCGUCAUCCAGGAGGCCACAAUCACAAGGAAGGACGGAAAUUUGGAUGACGGAAUGUUCCCAUGAUGUCUUUGAAAGACAAUAAUGUACAGAAGGUUUUUUCAUGUGCGUAUGUUGCAAUAUUUUAUUUUAACUAAAGGAACUCUGAUAGGCUUCUCCUGUUAACUAAUGGUGUUGAAGACUAAACUGAAUAUCCAACAUGUGGAUAGAUGGAUUUGCACAUUAGCCCUUUUGGUGUGUAGUCAUUGUGACUUUCUUUUUUGGGGGGAGGAAGCCUGCUUUAUUGCAUAGUAUCUAUGGCAACUGAUUUGAAAUCAGAAUCAUUGAUGUAAUCAUUGUUUGUUUUAGCUCUAAAUCAGAGGCAUUGUGGCACUGUUUACACAUUAUCACAGGUAUUUUGAUAAACAAACAUUUUUCUUCCCAAAACAUCCCAUUUUUCCAAAAAAUCGGCGUUCACACUAACGGCAAAUCCGCAGAAAUAUGCUGUCGAGCGCUGUCAUAAAUGCAUAAAUGCUUAAAUGCAUGCCUUAUGUGUGGCAAGGAGAAAGCCAUUCAAGUCGUUUUUCUCUACAAAUGUCAAACCAGACUUUCCAUGAAUCUCCACUUUCAUUUUUCGUUUUAAGAAAAAAAAAUUCAGAGGAAAAACCAUUUGUGUGUAAACUAAAGGCACAAACGAAGGAAGAGGACUUUGUUUUUGAAAAUACCUGGGUAGGUGUAAACAGCAUGUAAGCAUCAUGUACUCACUGUACUCAUCCUGUAAACUGUAGCAAUCCAAUCCUGUGUGUAUCUCUUCUCUAAUCUACCCCUGUACUCCGCAAUAUACCCCGUGUGGCUAACUAGCUAGCUAGCUUACUCCACUGUACAAACACUACACAUGUAGCCUAGGCCGUAGCUGUAUCGGUUACUGUACGGAAGAGAAUACUAAAACAAUACCAAGACAAUAGUUUCUAGAGGUGCUAAUAACAUGACGUGUAUUUUAUGUCAUUUAUUAUCGUAUUGGUUAUAGUGUUAACUGUCUGUAACAUGCGACAGGUAAAUAAACUCAACAUUUUAAUAG
This is a messenger RNA of Engraulis encrasicolus (European anchovy), 10411 nucleotides long. It is a transcript of the gene zbtb47b, whose product is annotated as zinc finger and BTB domain containing 47b. The record is from RefSeq and is a predicted model, not a curated record. NCBI's taxonomy places the organism in Eukaryota, Metazoa, Chordata, Actinopteri, Clupeiformes, Engraulidae. Bases 1037 to 3142 code for a protein of 701 amino acids. The transcript is spliced from 8 exons.